Henningerozyma blattae CBS 6284 is the source of this 1263-nucleotide messenger RNA. It is a transcript of the gene ARG1, whose product is annotated as argininosuccinate synthase. The transcript has a single exon. Gene Ontology annotation, biological process: urea cycle; L-arginine biosynthetic process. Bases 1 to 1263 code for a protein of 420 amino acids. Gene Ontology annotation, molecular function: ATP binding; argininosuccinate synthase activity. The record is from RefSeq and is a predicted model, not a curated record. NCBI's taxonomy places the organism in Eukaryota, Fungi, Ascomycota, Saccharomycetes, Saccharomycetales, Saccharomycetaceae. Gene Ontology annotation, cellular component: cytoplasm.
AUGGCUCAAGGUAAAGUUUGUUUGGCUUACUCCGGUGGUUUAGAUACCUCUGUUAUUUUAGCUUGGUUAUUAGAUCAAGGUUAUGAAGUUGUUGCAUUCAUGGCAAACGUUGGCCAAGAAGAAGAUUUUGAAGCUGCCAAGGCUAAGGCUUUGAAAAUUGGUGCUACAAAAUUUGUCUGUGUUGAUGUUCGUGAAGAAUUUGUUGAAAAAAUCCUUUUCCCAGCUGUUCAAUGUAACGCUGUAUACGAAGAUGUUUACUUAUUAGGUACUUCUUUGGCCAGACCAGUUAUUGCUAAAGCACAAAUCGAUGUUGCUGAACAAGAAGGUUGUUUUGCUGUCGCUCAUGGUUGUACUGGUAAAGGUAACGAUCAAAUUAGAUUUGAAUUAGCUUUUUACGCUUUGAAGCCAGAUAUCCAAUGUAUUACCCCAUGGAGAUUACCAGAAUUCUUUGAAAAAUUCGCUGGUAGAAAAGAUUUAUUGGACUACGCUGCCUUAAAGGGUAUCCCAGUUACUCAAACUAAAGCUAAACCUUGGUCUACAGAUGAAAACCAAGCUCACAUCUCUUACGAAGCAGGUAUUUUGGAAGACCCAAACACUACUCCACCUAAAGAUAUGUGGAAAUUGAUUGUCGACCCAAUGGAUGCUCCAGAUCAACCACAAGAUUUAACUAUUGAUUUCCAAAAGGGUUUACCAGUUAAAUUAUCAUACAAAUGUAACAAAACUGGUAAAGAUGUCUCUGUUACUUCACCAUUAGACGUUUUCUUAGCUGCUUCAUCAUUAGGUAGAGCUAAUGGUGUCGGUAGAAUCGAUAUUGUUGAAAAUCGUUACAUCAACUUAAAAUCUAGAGGUUGUUAUGAACAAGCACCAUUAACAAUUUUGAGAAAAGCUCACGUUGAUUUGGAAGGUUUAACCUUAGACAAAGAAGUUCGUCACUUGAGAGAUCAAUUUGUUACUACUACUUACUCUAACUUAUUAUAUAACGGUUCUUACUUCUCUCCAGAAUGUGAAUUUGUUAGAGCCAUGAUCCCACCAUCACAAAAGAGUGUUAACGGUACUGUUAGAUUAAGAUUAUACAAAGGUAAUGUUAUCAUCUUGGGUAGAUACUCUGAAACUGAAAACUUAUAUGACGCUACCGAAUCUUCUAUGGAUGAAUUGACUGGUUUCUUGCCAACUGAUACUACUGGUUUCAUCGCUAUUCAAUCUAUUAGAAUUAAGAAAUAUGGUCAAGCUAAAAAGGAUAAAGGUGAAAAAUUAACUUUGUAA